Molecule: messenger RNA, 536 nt
Organism: Schistocerca cancellata (South American locust)
Lineage: Eukaryota; Metazoa; Arthropoda; Insecta; Orthoptera; Acrididae
Exons: 2
Coding region: 63-479 (138 amino acids)
Molecular function (GO): protein dimerization activity
Source: RefSeq, a predicted model, not a curated record
UUGUGAUCACUUCCAGACAUAAAAUUGCUACGUUUCUUUGGCCAUCUUUCCGUGAUCUUAAUAUGCUUGAAAUAAAUGAAAAGCAGGAAAUUUUUAGCAAUGUGCGACAAAUGUGUGCUACUUACGCAGAUCCUUCAAGUACUGUGUCAUCACCACCCAGAAAGAGAGAUAGUUUCAAAGAAUGGAGAAACAACAGGUCCUCCGCAGCAGAUGAAGUAGAUCUCUACAUUUUAAUGCCCCCCGGAGAUGAUUAUGACAUCUUAAAGUGGUGGAGCAGACAUGAAACAGAUUUGCCAGGCCUGGCUGCAGUUGCAAGAUGUAUUUUAUGUAUCCCAGCAACAAGUGCACCAAGUGAAAGAUGCUUUAGUAAAGCCGGCAUGUUAUUAACAAAUCGCCGCAGCCAAUUAAAUACGGAACGCGUUAGUGAUUUACUGCUGAUCAACAAUAACUAUAAUUUUGUUUCUGUUGUAAACAAGUGAAAAGUAUGACAAGUUACGUCCGUAAAUGUUUAAUGUUCUUUGUAUGCUUUUUUUUAU